Molecule: messenger RNA, 1671 nt
Organism: Fusarium sp. VM40
Lineage: Eukaryota; Fungi; Ascomycota; Sordariomycetes; Hypocreales; Nectriaceae
Source: the annotation of a GenBank genome assembly
AUGUCUCGCAAAGGCAGAUCAAAGGUCAAGUCUGGCUGUAAGACGUGCAAAUUGAGAAAAGUCAAGUGUGACGAGGGUCGUCCUGCGUGCCAAAGAUGUCUAUCUACAGGGCGUGUCUGUGACGGAUAUGGCAUCUGGGGUGGAGGAUCUCACGUCCUGCAAGCCCAAGCCCAAGUUCAAGCCCAAGCCAAGACAUUUUCGGCUCCAGUUCCAGGUCCUGUCACAUUCAUCGUCUCACUAAACGCAAACGAAAAGCUCUACUUUGACUGGUUCAAGUGCCGCACCUCAGCAAAGAUCUCAGCGACCUUCUCCUCCGGCUUCUGGACCACCCUCGUCUUCCAGGCCUGCUCCAGCGAACCAGCCGUCCUACACGCCCUGCUGGCCCUCAGCUCCGCCCACAAGAAGGGCGUCGUUGAGCUGGGCAUACAUAGCAACUCCCCCAGCGCCGAGAUGAGUCCCCAGGAGCAGUUCACCCUGCAGCAGUACGUCAAGGCCAUAGGUCACCUACAGCCGCACUUCUCCGCCAAGGACAGAGCCUCGUGCCGUGUGGCGCUCAUCACUUGUAUUGUCUUUGUAUGUCUGGAGUUCUUCCGCGGUCACUUUGCUACGGCGCAGCUGCACCUCAAGAAUGGGCUGGACAUUCUUGGUCAGAUGCAGGGCCUUCCUGAUGCAUCGUCGGGGAUCCUGGCUUUGAAGCCCUGUCAUGAAGCGACUGAUGCUUGGAUAGUGGAGGCCAUGUCCAGACUGCACAUACAGGUUGAGCUCUUUCGGUACCUUCACCACCACUCAUGUGUUAUUCUGCAGCCAGCCCCAUACCAUCAGAAGAGUCAGCCCGACCAUUUUGAGAAUCUCAAUGAGGCAUGGAAGGGGCUGGAAGUUAUCUACAACCAGAUAUUCCACAUCACUCACAGAGCCCGUCAGCGAACAAUAGGUGCAACUGAGCAAGCAUCCCAGCAACUCGUCAAGGAAAGGCUCAGUAGCUGGCAUACCACCUUUCAGCAGUCCAUAGAAGCAUGGCCCGGCGGUACCAAUGUAUUCAUGAGAAAGGCAUCCCAAGUUCUGCUCAUCCACUACGCCAUGACAAACAUCAUGGCUGAAACCUGCAUACACAACAACGAGACAAUCUACGACUCAUGCACAGAAAAGUUCAUCAAGCUUAUCAAAGAGGCAACAGGACUAUGGGACAUAUCCACACAAGACUACAAUCUUGAGGACGAAAUGCCGCUCUAUGUCAUGUCGACCUGCAUGCCUCGCUCCAUCAUCGACAUGGGCUGGAUAGCACCACUCUACUUCACAGCCGUAAAAUGCCGCGUCCACCGCAUCCGAGUCGAAGCUAUUAAACUAUUGAGAACCAGUCCCCACAGAGAGGGUAUCUGGGACGCGCACAUAGCCGCAUGCGUGGCCAAGAAAGUCGUUGAAUUGGAAGAGGGCGAUUUCUACCAAGGCUUUGACCUGGCGGAUGACUUCUCCCUCAACACCCCAAUGCGGGAUCAAGAUUACCAACUACCGCUAUUACCAGAGCCGUAUAGAAUCAGUGAGAUCGAGGCAAGCCUCUCGGGCGCUCCAAUGGAUAAGAUAUUGCUGUACUGUAAGAAGGAACAGCAGGGCGUUAAUAGAAGGGCUCUUAUGUCGGAGUAUCCCGUGAGUGAGCAGGACUGGGUUGAUACAUGA